AUGACUGCCCAAGAGACGCGGCUAACGAAUGUCCACAGGUUCAAGUCCUACAGCCAGAGGACUGUCAUAGCUGGAUGGGAUCAAAGUUUCAACGCAGUCACCGGCCUCAAUGGGUCCGGAAAAUCCAACAUCCUCGAUUCGAUAUGCUUCGUACUGGGCAUCACGAACAUGUCCACUGUGCGAGCGCAGAACUUGCAAGAUCUCAUAUACAAACGUGGUCAAGCCGGCGUGACCAAAGCCAGUGUAACCAUAGUUUUCGAUAACAGCGACAAAAGCACAAGUCCGAUCGGCUUUGAAGAGUAUGGACAGAUCAGUGUCACACGACAGAUUGUCAUGGGAGGGACAAGCAAGUAUCUCAUCAACGGGCAUCGAGCGCAACAAACGACAGUGCAGAAUUUAUUUCAGAGCGUCGGCCUGAACAUCAAUAAUCCCAAUUUCAUCAUUAUGCAGGGCCGGAUCACCAAAGUCCUGAAUAUGAAACCCGCCGAGAUUCUGGCCAUGAUUGAAGAAGCCGCAGGAACGCGCAUGUUCGAGGACCGGAAAGAAAAGGCCACGAAAACAAUGGCCAAAAAGGAAAUGAAAGUGGUGGAAAUCGAAGGCCUGUUGAGGGAAGAGAUCGAGCCCAAGCUGGACAAGCUGCGGGGCGAGAAGCGAGCGUGGCUUGACUAUCAAAAAACGCAGAGCGAGCUGGAGCGACUGACGCGAGUCGUGGUGGCAGCAGACUACGUUCGCGCGGGAGAAAAGAUGCGGACGGCUUCGGAAGAGCACGAAGCUAAACGAGCCAAAGUCCAGCAUUUGGAGGAGAAUGCUUUGAAGCUGAAGCGCGAAAUAGAGAAUCUCGACGAAGACGCUCAGAGGGUUCGCGCCGUUCAAGAGAAGGAAAUGCGUAAGGGUGGGCGGUUUCAAGCAAUCGAGGCGCAGGUUAAAGAACUCAGCCACGAGCUCGUCCGAUUGGCGACUGUACUGGAUCUAAAGCAAUCCAGUGUGGCAGAGGAAGAGCAGAAGAAGAAGGAGAUCGCGAAAAACGUCAAAGGCCUCGAAAAGCAAGUCAACGAUAAGAAGGCGAGCCUUGAAAAGCUCCAGUCCCGGUGGGACAGCGCAAAGUCAGAGCUUGAUGCUCAAACCGCGGAGGUAGAGAAGAAAGAAGAACUCCUUUCGACGCUUCAGACAGGUGUUGCCUCGCGGGAAGGGCAGGAGAGUGGCUAUCAAGGACAGCUACAAGAGGCGCGAAACCGGCUGACGACAGCGGGUACCCAACAAGAGCAGGCGAAGCUGAAAAUCUCGCAUCUAGAACAACGCAUCAAAGAGGACGAACCACGCGCCAAAAAGGCUCGAGAACAAAACGCCGACUUUCUACAGGGUCUAGAACUGCUUCGCAAGCAAGCUCAGAAACUGGAGAGUAGCUUGCAGAAGCUGGGGUUCGAGCCUGGCCAGGAAGAGACGAUGCGGGAACAGCAAGCCGUUCUUCAGAAAAAUAUCCGAGUGUUGACGAAGGAAGCGGAUGAGCUCAAGCGCAAAGUGGCCAACGUCGACUUCCACUUCAGUGACCCGUCACCCAAUUUCGACCGGUCCAAGGUCAAGGGGCUUGUGGCGCAACUCUUCUCGCUCGACAAAGACAAAUCGAUUGCAGGCACUGCUUUGGAAAUUUGCGCGGGUGGCAGACUGUACAACGUUGUGGUCGACACAGCGGAGACCGGCACGCAACUAUUACAGAAUGGAAAGCUGAAAAAGAGAGUGACCAUCAUCCCCCUGAACAAGAUCUCGGCCUUUAGAGCAUCAGCAGAGAAGGUCGGCGCCGCGCAACGAAUAGCCCCUGGCAAGGUCGAUCUCGCCCUGUCGCUGAUUGGGUAUGAUCACGAGGUCUCUGCAGCAAUGGACUAUGUUUUCGGUACCACUUUGAUCUGCCACGACGCAGAGACGGCAAAGAGGGUGACCUUCGACCCCGCCGUCCGACUGAAAAGUGUGACGCUCGAAGGAGAUGUCUAUGACCCGUCAGGAACACUCUCGGGGGGCAGCUCUCCGAACUCGAGUGGCGUUCUUGUCAUCCUUCAGAAACUGAACGAGGUCACAAAAGAACUCCAAAAGAAUGAAGCAGAGCUUCAUGGGCUACAAGAGACGAUGAAGAACGAACAAAACAAGCUGGCCAACAUCAAGGCAGUCAAGCAGGAACUGGAUCUCAAAACGCACGAGAUCAAGCUCAGCGAAGAACAGAUCUCCGGGAAUUCGUCGUCAUCAAUCAUCCAGGCUAUCGAAGAAAUGAAAACGUCCAUUGUGCAACUCAAACAAGAUAUGUUGGAUGCAAAGGCCCGACAAGCAGAGGCUGCCAAAGAUGUCAAGCGAAUUGAGAAGGACAUGGAAGACUUCAGCAAGAACAAGGACAGCAAGCUCAAGGAGCUGGAAAAGUCGCUGGCUGAUCUGAAACAGUCUCUCAGCAAGACUUCGGCAGCGAUCAAAUCUCUCCAAAAGGAACUGCAGGAUGCAAGAAUUGAUUGUGAGCAGGCCGAGAGUGACUUGAGUACCGCUCAAGAGCAGCUUGCUGAGACCAGUAAUGCUAUCGAAAGCCAGCAGGAGGAGCUCCAGACGCUGAGACAGGAGGAAGCCGCCAUCAAGAGCAAACACGACAUUGCUCAGGCCGAACUGGCCGACGAGCGGGCGAAGUUGACGGGAUUUGACGAGGAGCUUCGCGAACUGGAACAAGCCAAGUCCAAGAAGUCCAAACAGAUUACCGAAGAGGCUCUGGAGGUGCAGACACUCGGGCACGCCGUGGGUAAGGCGCAAAAGGACGCCCAAGCAGCGGCACAGCUGGUGGCGGCGCUCGAAAAGGAGCACGACUGGAUCGAAGACAACAAGGAUCAAUUUGGCCGCACAGGCACGCCGUACGACUUUCAUGGCAAGAAUCUGGCGGAGAGCCGGGCGACGCUGAAGAAUGUCACGGAGAGGUUCCAAGGCAUGAAGAAGAAAAUCAACCCCAAGGUGAUGCCCAUGAUCGAUAGUGUCGAGAAGAAAGAGGCCAGCCUGAAGAAUAUGCUGCGGACAGUGGUGCGAGACAAGAAGAAGAUCGAGGAAACCAUCAGCACGCUCGACGAGUACAAAAAAGAGGCACUCUUGAAAACCUGGCGCAAAGUCACCGAAGACUUUGGCAACAUCUUUUCCGACCUCUUGCCUGGGAACAACACGGCUAAGCUGGUACCGCUGGAUGACAAUAUCGACCGGAUCCAAGAAGGCUUGGAGGUCAAGGUGUGCUUGGGCAAGGUGUGGAAACAGAGUCUUACCGAGCUCUCCGGCGGUCAAAGAUCGCUGAUCGCCCUCUCUCUCAUUCUCGCUCUCUUGCAAUUCAAGCCGGCGCCCAUGUAUAUCUUGGACGAGGUGGAUGCCGCUUUGGAUCUUUCGCAUACUCAAAACAUAGGCCGGAUCAUCAAGAAUCGGUUUAAGGGAUCUCAAUUCAUCGUGGUCAGCCUCAAGGACGGCAUGUUCCAGAAUGCCAACCGGGUGUUCCGGACGAGGUUCAGCGAAGGCACCAGUGUUGUUUCGGUCAUGACUCCGGGCGAGUUGAAGGGAUGA
This is a messenger RNA of Capronia epimyces CBS 606.96, 3561 nucleotides long. RefSeq names its product structural maintenance-chromosome 2. Bases 1 to 3561 code for a protein of 1186 amino acids. Gene Ontology annotation, cellular component: chromosome. Gene Ontology annotation, biological process: chromosome organization. Lineage: Eukaryota; Fungi; Ascomycota; Eurotiomycetes; Chaetothyriales; Herpotrichiellaceae. The record is from RefSeq and is a predicted model, not a curated record. Gene Ontology annotation, molecular function: ATP binding; protein binding; ATP hydrolysis activity. The transcript is spliced from 2 exons.